Molecule: messenger RNA, 3212 nt
Organism: Tetranychus urticae (two-spotted spider mite)
Lineage: Eukaryota; Metazoa; Arthropoda; Arachnida; Trombidiformes; Tetranychidae
Source: RefSeq, a predicted model, not a curated record
AAAUUCAGUGCCAAAAAGAGUUUGGAGCGUACUCAAUAUCUUAUCUGAUAUCUAGUACUUGAUGUGUUAAAAUAAGCAAAACAAUUCAGUAAACUUGUGUUUGUUGUGGAAAUAAUGUUUAAAGAAAGUAAUUUGUAUCCUCAAGUUAAUAGAAUUAAAUAACAAAAGUGAUUUGAAUCAAGUCCGAUUCACCAAAUUCAUUUGGCUAAUUGAGUCCAUGAAAUAUCGAUAUUUACUUUGUUUUGAACUUUGCAACAGCAGCGACAGGCUAAAAGUGAACUCAUAAGAGAGUAGCAGUUCAUUCGAAUAGUUUGUUAAUUAAGUCUUCCGCUUGUUUCGUUUUGUUAUUUAUUUAGUUAACUAUUUUAAGUGCUAGUUUUAUUCUAGAUUUUUUGUGCGCCUUUAAUUUGAGAUGAUAAUUUAUGUUUCAAGUAUUUUAUUUUCAAAUCUUAUUUUUGUUUUCUUGGUAAACUCAGUUUUUAGAUGUGAUAAGAAGGCAACUUAAGUAUCUAAUCACUAUUUCACCAUUAUUCAGCCAUCAUCACUCCAUUGUUAAGCAAACCUUUAGUUUUCUGGUCAUCAUUAUAUUGACUUUGAUUGCAGCAAUAAGAUGUCACGAGCCACAAUGCCUUGAAAUCAAUGCUGACUAAAUUACCGAGAAGUAUAUCUGAAUGAAACAUCAUUCUGGUUCUACUUUAUGAUGACAUCGACAGAUAAUAUUGUGGCAUUGUAUAAUAUACUGGCCAAUCCCAUUCUUUUGCACAUUUCUGGAACGUAAUGCAAAUGUUACCCUGAUGAAUCUCCCCUCAAAGUUAUUUGUUAUUACCAUCGAUAAAAACAGUUCAGUAAGAUGGGAUUAAAGCUGGAGCUGUCUAAAAGACGCAUGAUAUUUGCUUUAUUUUCUUUCUUGUUGGUUUAUAUGAUUUGUGAAUUGCUGUUUAUUGGAGAAUUUUCGACACCUGACCAAGAAAAUGUAUACGAUUAUGAAAAUGAUUGGUACGAGUCCAACUCAACGGUGUGUGAUCUUCCAUUUCGUAUGCAUCCUUAUGAUACAACGAUUAAGGAUUUAAUCCGGAGAAAGCCCAAUAAGAUAGUAUGCAUCAAAUCAGACGAUGGAGCCUAUGAUUCGCUAUACAAUCUUUACCAAGGACAAUCUCUAUCUUAUAUGAAUGAUGAUGAUCCAAUUGUGCGAAUAUUUCGGAUUAGAGAUCAUGAAAAAUCACUGAAGUGCCUGUACCAACCUUUUGAUCGUGAUGGCAAUGAUGAUGGGAUUAAAUUUUUGGAAAAGAGACCAAUAAUUGGUCAUAAAUUAGAUCUGGAAAAAAUUGGAGCUGAGUUUGUUAAUAUCGAAUGCUAUCUCUCAGGUGCAUUAGUUUAUAGUAACAUCCAUUCUUGGCCAAGUCGAGUUCCUUCCCAUGCAGAUGCCACAUCUUCCAAUAACAAAGAUCAUUCGAUAAUUAAUAAUUAUCCAACACUAUAUGUAAAUAAGCAAUCUGUGAUGUUUCUUGUCAUAGAAUCAAUGUCUCUUCUCAAUUUUGAUCGAUUCAUGGUUAAAACGAAAGAAGCAUUAUCAAAGUUGUCUAAUAAUUUCAUUCUUCGAGGAUUGAAUAAAAUGGCUGAUAAUUCUUACCCGAACAUGAUGCCACUUUUAUCAGGAUAUCGACCCUAUUAUGGAGAAUGGCCGUUUGAAUUUGAAGUUGGUAAAGGUCCUUAUGACGAUGUUCAAUUCAUUUGGGAUGAUUUCAAAAGACAGAACUAUACAACUGGCUACAUUGAAGAUGAUCCCAAAUUCGCGUUAUUCAAUUACUUAGCUGAAGGAUUUAAAAAGCCUCCGACUGAUUGGUAUCCUAGACCCUAUUGGUUAAGAAUGGAUUAUGAACAAGGAAUCGAGUCUCCAACAUUUUGCUACAAACAGAAACCUAAAAUAAUUUAUUGGUUAAAACAAAUCAAACAAUUUCUGAACAAAGUUAACAAAACGAAGCAACCUUUCUUUCUAUGGUCUUUUUACAUUCAAGUCACUCAUGAGGACUUUAAUAAUGCUCAGCUCAUUGAUCAAUAUAUUGCUGAUUUCAUCAAUUCUUACCGCCAUAUACUUGAAAACACUGUCUUUGUAAUCAUGGGCGAUCACAAUAAUCGUUAUGGACCUUUAUUCAUGACAGGAUAUGGGCAAAUCGAAACUCGAAUGCCACUAUUUAAUAUUCACGUUCCUCCACAACUAUUACAUAAGCAUAAACAUUUAGCUCAUUAUUUAAAGAUGAAUGAGAAAAGGUUAACUACUUGGUUAGAUGUUAGGGAAAUGUUGAAAGACAUUGUUUCAGGUAAUUAUGAACCAAUCGUUUCCUUUUCUAAACGUGAUGUUUACUCUGUUUGGCGAGAAGAAGUUCCUUUAGAUAGAACCUGUAAAGACGCCUUGAUUCCCAUGGAGUUUUGUUUAUGUUUAAAAAGACUCAAUUUCCCUGUUGAUUCACAAUUAGCUCAAAUAGUAUCAACAGCGUUAGUCACUCGACUCAAUCAAGCUUUAUCCCAGUUCAAUAAUCUCUGCUAUCAGCUUUCUCUCAAAGAUGUUCAUAGUGUCAAAAUUGUUCGGUUACCUGGAGAAUCCAAUCCAAAUAAUCGUGUUGAAGUUACUUUAUCUGUUAAUCCUUCAAAUGGACUUUUUCAAGCGCAGCUUUACUUAAAAAAUACAAAAAUUUUAAACAACUCAGGUAUUGAUGAUUGGAUGCUCGAAGGAGAUGUUUCGAGACUCGAUUCCUAUGGUAAUCAAUCAUUAUGCAUCAACGAUAGAGUUCUUCGGAAAUACUGUUACUGCCGCGAAGUGAUACAUUCCCGAUGAACCAUAAUCCACCAACAAUAAUAUCAACUACGCAAAUUUUUGAAAUUCACCUGAUCAAAAAGAAAAUACCAAAAUUGAAAAUCGAUCUCAUCUUUUUUUUCAUUCCAUAUUUUUCUCAAACAAUUGCUGUUCGAAAAUGUUAUCAACCUUCUGGCAGCUUCUCAGUCUUUCAUGAGAUUGGUUGAGAUUCCAUUUCAUCGACAACAUCUCAUCUUAAUCCAAAAAUAGUUUAAUGAUCAAAGGAUAUUUAGUCCAUUGAAGCCAAAGACAUAUUUAAUAUUUGCACAGAAAAAAAUGUCCAUAAAAUUAGUAAAAUUUCUGUCCAUUUGUUGGUUUAAAUUAAAAUGAGCGAUUAUAAAUUAAAGAACGAAAAAUUUAA